Messenger RNA from Diceros bicornis minor, 5623 nucleotides. RefSeq names its product centrosomal protein 57 like 1 (gene CEP57L1). Gene Ontology annotation, molecular function: gamma-tubulin binding; identical protein binding; microtubule binding. The record is from RefSeq and is a predicted model, not a curated record. Lineage: Eukaryota; Metazoa; Chordata; Mammalia; Perissodactyla; Rhinocerotidae. The transcript has 11 exons. Gene Ontology annotation, cellular component: centrosome. The coding region runs from base 371 to 1804 and encodes 477 amino acids.
UCGAUGUUUGGAUUCUCCGGACUGGAGAAGGGGGAAGAAAAGUAAGGAGGAAUUGAAGUACUGUAUACUGAAACUAUCACAGACAAGACAAGCACGGCAAAGAAAGAGGGCACAGAUGCGCUCCUGGAAGAAAUUGAAUCUAAAUUUAAGAUGAGCCUAAAAAUACAGUCUCUUUACUACGCCAAAUCUCAGACUGAAGGAGACAGGGCGUCCUCGCAUUAACUUCUGGGAAAUGUAGUUUUGAUGCUGCCGGCGCGUUCUGUUUGCGACAGAAACUACAGCCCCCAGGAGCCACUGGGACGGUGCCUGUGGCGGCCUGCAAGCCAACGGUUAGCUCAGACGGAGAUUGACUGAAAGCGUGGGUUUGAUAAUGGAUCCUGAAUUAAUGCAUAGUAUAGUAGGAAGCUAUCUUAAACCUCCAGAAAGAGUAUUUGUUCCAUCAUUUACCCAGAAUGAUGAAUCAACUCAGACUCACCACUCUGUGAACUUAGAAGUUACCUCUCCUAAAAUGCUUCAUAGUCCAAAUAGCCAAGCUCUUAUUUUAGCCUUAAAAACUCUUCAGGAAAAGAUUCAUCGUUUGGAGUUAGAAAGAACACAAGCUGAAGAUAACCUUAACAUUCUUUCCAGAGAAGCGGCACAGUAUAAAAAGGCCUUGGAGAAUGAAACAAAUGAGAGAAAUCUGGCACACCAGGAACUGAUAAAGCAGAAAAAAGAUAUAAGUAUACAAUUAAGCUCAGCCCAGUCUCGCUGUACUCUUCUAGAGAAGCAACUAGAAUAUACAAAGAGAAUGGUUCUCAACGUAGAACGAGAGAAGAAUAUGAUCCUAGAACAACAGGCCCAGCUUCAAAGGGAAAAAGAACAGGAUCAUAUGAAGCUGCAAGCAAAACUUGAAAAGCUGGAUGUCUUAGAAAAAGAAUGUUUUAAACUUACAACAACUCAGAAAACUGCCGAGGACAAGAUUAAAUAUUUAGAGGAAAAACUUAAGGAAGAAGAACAUCAGCGUAAGCUAUUUCAAGACAAAGCUUCUGAGCUUCAAACUGGACUUGAAAUCAAUAGAAUUUUAAUGUCUUCAGUAUCAAAUCCAAAAUGCUCCAAAGAAAAAAAGAAAUCUUCAAAGAAAACUAAAUGUUUAAAGAGAGGACCACCUCAGCAAAUUUAUUCAAAGUUUGGAUCACUGCCUAUUGUAGUUGAGAAGUCUGCCAGUGCAAGCCAUUCCAGGAAUGCAAGCAGGCAAAACCUCCUGCAGAUGAUGCAACAUUAUGGCCCACAUGUCCUUCAGAAACGUGCAGAAGUUACUGAGCCUAGAUGUCUCUACAAGCCUACUAGAACAACUUCACAGUGUAAAGCUGUACCUCCUGACUCAGGAAAGUCUAUUUGUAUUUGUGAUAAUUUGUCUGAACUCUUGAUGGCAAUGCAAGAUGAGCUGGACCAAAUGAGUAUGGAGCACCAAGAACUACUGAAUCAAAUGAAGGAGACUGAAAGCCAUUCAGCCUUUGAAAACAUAGAAUGUGAACUAGAGCAUUUAGUCAAGAAAAUGGAAAUUAAAGGAGAACAAAUUUCCAAAUUGAAGAAGCAUCAAGACAGUGUCCGUAAACUGCAGCAAAAAGUUCAAAACUCAAAGACAAGUGAAGCUUCAGGCAUUCAGCGAGAAGAUAGCAACCCUAACACAUCAAAGAAUGUGAAAAAUAGCCCCAGAAAAUGUUUGCCAGCUAACCCUCUUCAGAAGAACAGCAACUUUCAUCCAAUACGAGUCCAUAAUCUUCAGAUGAAAUUGAGAAGAGAUGAUAUCAUGUGGGAACAGUAACACAAUCACAAAGCUGUCACUUUAAAUGAACUCUGUCAAUGAAAUCUUGAAUUGUCUAAAGUGGUUUUAAUUUAAUACACCUUUAUGAAAUUUUGAAUUAUGUUUCUAGCCUCUAUAGAGUGUCAAGUUAUAGUAUUUUUAAAUUAAUGCCUAAUCUCUUAAGAGUCCCAAAUGAUAAAUGAUUGUUUUGUUUUUUUAUUGACUGAAGUACCUAAUCUCACCAUGUUUUAGAAACUUUGUUCACUUUGCAGAUAGCUUAAGUUAAAUCUAAGAAAUUAUGCAGGAUUGAUGAUAUUUAAAAUUGAAUUAAAUUUGAGAUACAAGUACUGUUCCACUUUUUCAUUUAGUAGGCUUGUCACCUUAAGAACCAAUGCAAAAUGAACAGAGCAUGGAAAGGAUUUUUAGCUUUCCUGGUGCUUCCUCCCCGUCUUAUUUUAGUGCUGUGACAUGUUUUUCUUUUUUGGAAAGGGAAAAAGCUUGGUGAAGAGGCCUUUAACCCAAGUUGCUAUGUGACAAUUACAAAUAGGAGCCCACAGUAACUUAAUUUUUAGAUGACAGAACUCAACUGCAGAAAUCCCAUUCUUUUACAAAGCUAGUGUUUUUUUUUAAUAGCAGCGAUAUAUCUUACCUUAUUCCUUCAUAACUAUAACAUUUUAUGACUUUUAGUCUUUGCAUUAUAUAUAAUAUUUAUCUGUAUAAAUUGAAAAUGUGACUUUCCAGCACCCACAAAACUGGCUUAUUGUUUAUAGGAAAGUAUAGGAAGACGUUGGACAUUUCAUUGCCUCAUCUAGCAAAAAUUCAGAGAAAUAUAAUAAAUUAUUUUUUAUAUUUUUAAAUCAGAGAUGUCAUAAGAGAUUUCUUUGUGUAUGUAUGCUUUUAUAAUAAAUUUAUACUUGUCAACCUAUCUUUCCAGAAGCCUAUGGAAACUAGUACAACUCUUCUGAACUUUUUUGGUUUCUGACUGAAAUCCUUUGGGGCAGCUAGAGAAUUGGACUCAUCAACUGAAGUAGAAAUAGAAGACUGACAGAAAAGGCAUAAUAGAAAGGAAGAACUCAGAAGAUAGGGUAGCAGUUUAAGAGAUGGUGAUUCCAAAGGGGCAAAGUUGGAGGUACCUCUUUAUCUACAACUGGGGGAAUGUUCAAGCUGUAAGUGUGAAAGAAUUUUUAGGUCAGGAUCUUAGGGAACUAGGAAAAGCAAUUUUUUAAAAGAUAGUCUUUAUGUCCUUCUAGUAAAUUCCCAAAAAGUAUGUGUAGGGGUAAUUGUGGACCUUCUGGGGGAGAGGAGGAGAACUGCAAUUCCUUCUCAUUGAGAGAAGAGGUGCUAAGUUAGAAGACCUUUUUAUACAUGAAGUGGAGAGAUGACUGAAAAUGGGCAGAUUGAUACUUGGAAUUGUCCUUGAAAGUAACUAAUGGCAGAGAUAAAAAUUUCUCUCCCUCUGGUUUAAAUAGUACGUGUGUCCUUCAUCCAUUUUCACUCCCUCUCCCUCUGCCAGCUCCUUCAACCCGAGAUGUUCCACAGAGGGCUUCAUCUAAACUCAGUUUUGUCACCUUACCUGUUUUUCUGCAUUGCCUUUCCUUCUCAAGAAUGUGAGUGCUAUGGUUUAUACUUAGCAAAAAGCUCACCAGGACCAUAAUACAGCCCUGUCUUUCUGUGCCUUUGUUUUCUGUGCACUUAGGAAGGUGGCUGAAUAUAUUUAGUUUAUCAAUAAUGAAGUCGUUACUUGUGAAAAUGUAUUGCUAAAACAAAUUACCAUAAAAUUUUUUUUUUUUUUUGUGAGGAAGAUCAACCCUGAGCUAACAUCCAUGGUAAUCCUCCUCUUUUUGCUGAGGAAGACCGGCUCUGAGCUAACAUCUAUUGCCAAUCCUCCUCCUUUUUUUCCCCAAAGCCCCAGUAGAUAGUUGUGUGUCCUAGUUGCACAUCCUUCUAGUUGCUGUAUGUGGGACACGGCCUCAGCAUGGCUGGAGAAGCGGUGCGUCAGUGUGCACCCCGGAUCCGAACCUGGGCCGCCAGUAGUGGAGCGCGCGCACUUAACCGCUAAGCCACGGGGCCAGCCCAAAAAUUUUAAAGUCAUUUUAGGAAUGCUUGAUUAUUUCAAUUAAGAAUUGAGAAUUUUCUUGCAAAACCAGUGUAGUGUGGUAUAAAAAACAUAAGAUUUCAGAAUUAGGAGAUUUAGGUUCAAAUUGUGACUCCGCCAUUAAAUAGCUGGGACAAUCAAAUAACGUUUUGGAGCCUCUGUUUCUCAUUUGUAAAGUAGGGAUUAUAUUACUACCUACCUCACAGGGUUGUUGUGAGGAGUAAAUGAAAUAAAAUGUCCGAGCACCCAGCAGAAGGGUUGGUACUGAGUAAAAAUUCAAUAAAUUGUAAAUCUGAGUGGCCAAAAAAAAAUUGUCAAAGAACCUAAGUUUACAUAGGUUAAAGCCUGAAAGCAAGAGCUGAAACAUAUUCUUGAUAAAAGUGGGAAUAUUCUAAUUUAUUUGGUGUUUUUGUUCUUUCUUUUUUCUUUUUCUAUGUGCCUGGGAGAAAAUUGGUUUGGCUUGUUCCCUAACUUAAAUUUCUAAUGGGAGGAGGUAAAAAAUACAGUACUACUGUGGUGCAGAAACACAUAAUCACACACAGCAACUUGGUUUGGAGUCUGUUUUGGUUGUUGGGGUGACAUUUCUUAAUGAGAGAAAAUAAAGAUUGGUCUCCUGUUGCUCCAUCACAGCUACUGAACUAAAAAUGUGUCUGCUCACAGACUGCUGCUUGCCAGAGCCUUUGACUCCUCAGGGGGUGGAGCAAACCAUUUCCUUCCUGGAGAGGGGCAAUCUAUGGUCAGUGUACAACAGUUGCCGUAGCAACCCCGCAGCUGUGGUCUGCCUAGCAGAAACUCGGUGCGAUAUCAUUGAUUUUGUUCACUUAAGUGAAAAACUGGUUUGUUUGUUUUUUAUUUAAUCAGAAAUUGAAAAUAUGAAAUUGGAACUUUCUAGCCAAGGCAGGUCUCAACUUUGAUGCAACUGUGAAACUAGAAAGUUCGAGUGUCUGAAGCAGCAGGUAUUGUAAAUAUUCUAAUCCUGGAAAUAGAAGUUGGAAUCUUGAAUUAACUGUACUUGUGUAGGUCAUUGGCAACUACCCAUUUUUAUUAGGUUGUAGCUGAAGAUAGCAGGGUCAGAGGGAAAUGCUCAGUUUUCAGCAGUAUAAGAUUAAAGAAGGCGACACUUAAUGUAGUGAACUAGACGGCUGGGAUGGUGUACUUGAAAAUAUUUUUGAGAUUUUUGUAUAGCCUUCUUACUUUAAAAAUACAAGUUUAACUAUAAAGUAGUAUUCUUAAAUCCAUGAUAAGAUGUCAAAAGAUUAAAUUAAAAUUUGACUUGUAAUGUGAGAAAUCAAAGGGAACAAGUCAGUUGGUCAUGCGCAGUGGAAGAAGUGCUCACUGUGACCAAAAAUGCACCAGCUGCCAUUGUUGGUGUAGAGUAAAUAGUGAAACUCCUAAUGGUGUUUCCUGGAACUCUAUUCAGCUGUAACUAAAGCUGUACCUACUGAGAACAUUUAAUUGUAUGUGAAGUUUAGAUAAGUACAAGCUGACUCCCAGAUGUACAACAAGACAAAUCUCUCUAAGGCAUAAUGGCAUCUGUAAGAUAAAAAACACCUCUUUAUGGGUGCCAUGACACCUUUUAAUUAAAGCGAAAUGAGGAUAAAUAAAAAUAAUAUUGACUGUCACUGACAUGAAAUAAAUUUACUUCUUGGUAAUAGACCUUGCCAAUGCCUCAGCCUUUUUCUUUAUAACCUGUAUACUUAUUUUCAUGUAACUUUCCACCUUUAAUUCUUUUCUUUUGUAUUUUG